Aureobasidium melanogenum CBS 110374 is the source of this 1473-nucleotide messenger RNA. RefSeq lists its product as uncharacterized. NCBI's taxonomy places the organism in Eukaryota, Fungi, Ascomycota, Dothideomycetes, Dothideales, Saccotheciaceae. The record is from RefSeq and is a predicted model, not a curated record. The transcript has a single exon. Bases 1 to 1473 code for a protein of 490 amino acids.
AUGGCUGUUGUACCUGCAAUACUCUGCUGCUUGACACUAACAUCAGCACAUCCACAUUCAGGCCCGGCCGGUCAUGUUGCCACUCAAGUCGAAACCUCUGGCUGGGCUCAAUCUUCUCUGUCAUGGGUAAACAAACAGACUUGUCGAUGGUUGAGCAAUUGCGGAACAGAGCGCUCAAGUGGCGAACGCUUGCUUUACCAGGACUUGUCGUCAAGCCAGCAAAUGCCUCUGUCACAAGGCAGUCCCUUGGACAGACCGGAUUCAUCAACUUUCUGGACGAGUGGCCUUGAAAAUCCAGAAGACUGGUCAAAGGAAGAGCAUCUCUCAAGAAACAUCCCUCAAUAUGUCUAUGACUACACGCCAUACGUCCAUCUGUUCUCAGGGGAGCAAUUCUGGCCCUGUGAUAUUGCUGAACAUCUCGUUCAUACAUCGCCUUACGCAAAUUACACUCUCAUCCGAAGCAUGGAGAACGAUAGGACGCUUGACAAUCUUGAUGAGCUGAAUGAGUAUGGUCACUUUGCAUAUCUCAAAAGCGAGGACAAUGUAGAAGAGCGACCUGAUUGGCUAGGGGGAAGUUCGAACAUACCCAGAGGCCCUGAAGACUUGUAUGACAAACCAUCUGAUCUAGUGUCGAAGAACCCGCUGGUCGAGUCAGGACAUGUGCGAGGUCAGAAACGAUGGAAUGAAUUCGGAAGACAUGGUUCCGAAGGUCGAGGCAAGCCUUCAGACAAGCUGCAAGAGCGUGGCGGGCACAGCUCUGCACCAGCAGUGCUCAUCGUUGUGCCAAAGGAAGACGGAGUGGUCGACGCAUUCUGGUUCUACUUCUACAGCUACAACCUUGGAAACAAGGUACUGAACAUUCGAUUCGGUAACCAUGUGGGAGACUGGGAGCACUCAAUGGUCAGAUUCCGCAACGGUACUCCUGAAGCAGUGUAUAUCUCGGAACACGGAGCGGGAGAGGCAUACGCUUACCAUGCCAUCGAGAAAUACGGCAAGAGACCAGUCAUCUACAGUGCAACGGGCACACACGCAAUCUAUGCAACGCCAGGGUUACACCCGUACGUAUUGCCGUGGGGCCUCUUGCACGACCAGACAGAUAAAGGACCCCUCUGGGACCCCAAUUUGAACCAUCACGCGUAUGUGUACAACUACACAUCUCGACAGCUAAAAUCAUCGGCGCAGACACCAUAUGCGCCGGUGAGUUGGUUCAAUUUCAAGGGCCACUGGGGAGAUAAAAUCUACCCCAUGAGCGACAAGAGGCAGUACCAAUUCUGGGGACAGUAUCAUUAUGUGAGCGGGCCCUUCGGACCACGCUUCAAGAACCUAGGUCGCAAGAAGGUCUGUCAGAACAUGCGAGAACAGUGUAUAAUCAGACAUUGGCUUGGAGAGGAGGAGGGCAGCAAUGACGGAGAGAAGAAGUUGCCAGGGGAGGAAAUAGGGGAUGCGAUAGAGGGUCCAGAGACGGCAGAGUAG